AUGUCGUUAUGGUCUAUUCGUAUUGUGACCAGGUUCUGCAACUCCUCGAGCACUCAGGUUCCUCGGUUCCUCUCCUCUCGUUUCCUUCUUCUUCGUUCUGAUCCUGUCCGUAACAAUCUACUGCCAACGACGAGAGUUUCCCGUCUUCAUGCUUCCAUAUCUCGUUGUUAUCAUUCCGUGUGCAUCGAUUCACAAAGUGAGUCAAGGCACACAGAAUUAUCUGCAAUUGAUACGGCUCUUGACUCGGUUGUGAAGAUCUUCUGCUUCCGUAGUGACACAGAUGUUGAUAAACCUUGGAAGAAUAGUUGGGAGGGAUUUGCCACGGGCACUGGAUUCGUAAUUUUUGGAAGGAGGGUUCUUACAAACGCUCACAUUGUGAAAGAUCACACAGACUUGCAAGUGAAAAAGCAUGGUUCACCCACCAAGUACGAAGCAAUAGUUGAAGCGGUUGGGGAUGAAUGUGACUUGGCCAUCUUAGCUGUUGAUAAUGAAGAGUUUUGGGAGGAUUCAAAUCCUUUGGAGCUUGGAGAUAUACCCUAUAUGGGCGAUACUGUCUACGCUUUAGGUUAUCCUCGUGGUGGUGACACUAUUUCUGUUACAAAAGGUAUUGUAUCGAGUGUUACAGUUAAUCCUUACUGUCACAGCUCCACCGAGCUAUUGACAAUACAAGUAGAUGCAGCCAUUACUUAUGGAAAUAGCGGUGGUCCGGUCAUUAUGGGAAACAAAGUUGCUGGUGUAGCAUUCCAAGGUCGUGUACUAGGUAAAAAUACAGUGUACUUAAUUAUCCCAACUCCAGUAGUUAAUCAUUUCUUAAGUGUUGUUGAAGAAAAAGGUUACUACACUGGUUUUGAUUUGCCGGAUAUAUCCUGUCAAGCUAUGGAGAAUUCUAACAUACGUAAACACUUUAAGAUGACACAUGGAAUGUCAGGAGUUCUUAUAAAUGAAAUGAACAUGGUGUCAGCUGCUCAUAAAUUUCUGAAAAAAGACGAUGUCAUUCUUGCAAUCGAUGGUGUUCCUAUUGGAAAUGAUGCGACAAUUGUUUUACGUGGAAAAGAACGAAUAAAUUUCAAUCAUUUGGUUUCUAUGAAGAAACCAGGUGAAAAAGGUCUGUUUAAGGUCUUAAGAGAUGGAAGAGAGCAUGAGUUCAAAAUCAGUUUAAACUCCGUGCAACCACGGCUGGUUCCGGUGCGCCAAUAUGAUCCAUUUGAUCCAAGGUGUUACAUAUUUGCGGGGUUUAUCUUUGCGUCUCUUUCUAAGCCAAAGAUUGACAAUUCUUCUGACGCCAUAUGUGAUUGUGCUUUGAAAAGGAGGCCCGAAAAAGCUGCUCAAGAGAUUAUCAUCAUUUCAGAGAUGUUAGAGGAUGACAUCAACGUCGGAUACUAUAGUUUCAAAAAAUUGCAGGUGAAGAAGGUGAACGGAGAGGAAUUGUUGAAUUUGGAUCACCUACGUAGACGCAUCGAAAAAUGUCGCACCGAAGUUCUGAGGUUGGACUUAGAAAAGGGAAAGGUUAUAAUCUUGCACUAUAAAUCUGCAUGCGAAGAAAAUUUGUUGAUCUUGAAACGUCAUAGAAUACCAUCGAGCAUGUCCUAG
Camelina sativa (false flax) is the source of this 1590-nucleotide messenger RNA. Its product is annotated as putative protease Do-like 3, mitochondrial. Lineage: Eukaryota; Viridiplantae; Streptophyta; Magnoliopsida; Brassicales; Brassicaceae. Gene Ontology annotation, biological process: proteolysis. The record is from RefSeq and is a predicted model, not a curated record. Gene Ontology annotation, molecular function: protein binding; serine-type endopeptidase activity.